Molecule: messenger RNA, 3929 nt
Organism: Coturnix japonica (Japanese quail)
Lineage: Eukaryota; Metazoa; Chordata; Aves; Galliformes; Phasianidae
Gene: CACUL1
Product: CDK2 associated cullin domain 1
Biological process (GO): positive regulation of protein kinase activity; ubiquitin-dependent protein catabolic process; G1/S transition of mitotic cell cycle
Molecular function (GO): ubiquitin protein ligase binding; protein kinase binding
Source: RefSeq, a predicted model, not a curated record
AGCCCGGCGCCGCCAUGGGUGGUGGGCGUUGAGUCCGUCCCGCUCGGCCGGCGGCGGCAUGGAGGAGGAGAGCAUGGAGGAGGAGGGUGGCGGCGGCGGCUGCUGCGAGGCCAUGAUGGACGAUCAGAACCACAACACUGGGCGCCGGUGGGUACGGGCGGCACCUGGGGCCCCGCCACCGUCACCCCUCUCGGUGACCGCCCCCCGCCGGACGCUGCUGAACGUGGAGCCCGAGGCCAACGGCGUGCUGAGGAACUGCGACCCGGCCGGCGCUGCGGGCAAGGGGGGACCGGGAGGCAUCGCUGCCGCCAUCAACAUCAACGCCUCCACCUCCAAGUUCCUAAUGAAUGUUAUAACGAUUGAAGACUAUAAGAGCACAUACUGGCCAAAGUUGGACAGUGCCAUAGAUCAGCUUUUAACUCAGAGUCCUGGUGACUACAUCCCUAUUUCCUAUGAACAAAUUUACAGUUGUGUGUAUAAGUGUGUAUGCCAGCAGCAUUCGGAACAGAUGUAUAGUGACCUAAUAAAAAAGAUAACUAACCACUUAGAGAGAGUCUCAAAGGAGCUGCAGGCCAGCCCUCCAGAUCUCUAUAUUGAAAGAUUUAACGUAGCUCUUGGACAAUAUAUGGGAGCAUUGCAGAGCAUUGUGCCUCUUUUCAUAUAUAUGAAUAAAUUUUACAUAGAAACCAAGCUUAACAGAGACUUAAAAGAUGACCUUAUAAAGCUGUUUACGGAACAUGUUGCAGAAAAGCACAUUUACAACCUAAUGCCUUUACUUUUGGAAGCUCAGUCAACACCCUUUCAAAUAACUCCAUCGACCAUGGCAAAUAUUGUGAAAGGCCUGUACACUCUAAGACCAGAAUGGGUACAGAUGGCACCAGCUUUAUUUUCUAAAUUCAUCCCGAACAUUCUACCCCCUGCUGUGGAAUCUGAGCUUCAGGAAUAUGCUGCUCAAGACCAGAAACUUCAAAGAGAACUUAUGCAGAAUGGGUUUACUAGAGGUGACCAGUCACGGAAAAGAGCUGGAGAAGAGUUAUCUUAUAAUGGCUCAUCAGCUUGUGCAAGCUCCAGGGGGUACAGAUAGUGAAUAUACUGGAUCAGCUUUUAUUCCUAGCCACAACAGACACUGGAGGAGCACAAGUGAUAUCCGGAGCCUUCUGUGGCAACUGAUGAUACUUGAGCUCUGACACGAACUAUGCCUCGAAGAAGAAUUUUGGACUCUCUUCUUCAUAUAAUAAAAUGUCAGUUGCUGCUACAAUUGGGAUGACUUUGAAAGACAUGUCUCCUUGGUCUAGUCUCUCAGCAAGUUCAUGCUCUACAAUUAUUGUGAUGAACGCACCUUGAAAAAUAAUCCUGUCAAAGUGGGAAUGGGCAGCCGAAAUCAGCAGCUUCCAAAAGCGUUAGAAUGGAAGAACCUUUUUUGCACUCUUAAUAUUAAGGACGUUCUUAAAACUAGUUAACAUGUCAGUGAAUUAGUUUUUAAACUUCAAGGUAUUUUCUGGAGCUUUUGAUUAAAUAAUAGGAAUAAAUUUUCAUUAUUUUGCAGUAUUUUUUCGUUAGUAUAAAAAUUAUCAUCUUUUAAGAGUUGGUCCCAUAUAAAUGUAUCUUCUGUCAGGGAGUCUUGAAUUCCAGGUUUUAUUUUUUCUUGUUAUUUUGAUCUGCUUUCCUAUAUGUUUGUACUCUGUGCCUUCAGCUUGUGCACUUUGCAACUUUAUAGACCAUAUUUUGUUUACACAAAAUGUGUUCUUGAGGAAAAACUUGAUGUGAACAAACAUGCUGCAAAGUUGCACUUUUCUCUUGCAUCAAUAGGAGGUGAUUUUAAAGAGGAAGGAAGAAAAGUUGAACCAAUUACCAUUAUUAAUUGUGACUCAGAAGUUUGUCCUUUUUCAUUUUUUAUAUGUAUUGGUGUUCAGUGCUGGGACCAACUCUUGUAGAACCCCUCUCUAACUCUUCAUUGGCCUCCAUAAUUGCGGUUGUUUGAGAUGUGAAUUCCAGACUGAAGAAAAUACUGAGGUAUUUUAGGCUGUGUCAUGUGGAAAUGUUAAUUGCCACAGCUGAAUUUUUAGGGUGGAUUGUGGAGAAAUUCUCCACUGUAUUAGGUCUGUAAAGUACGUCUCCAUCAGCACAAACCAGAUUUGCACCUGGUUGAUCAACGAAUGCCACCUUUCCAAGAUCACUGUGUGUCUCUUGUGCUAUUUCUCCUGGUGCAGGGAUGUGAUGGGGGUGUGACGGUGGAUAUAGUCAGAAUCAGGGAGUUCAGGAGUGGUGUAACACAUGCACGUGUGCCUGCUUCCAGACCUGUGUGGGCCCAGCAGGUGGUCCUACUGAGUCCACUUCUAGGAGGUCAGGACCUAUGGUCUGAAUCCUAAUGAUUGUGACGUGAAUUUUUAUCCAUACGUGGCUAAUGUGAUUCCUUUGAGGGGGAAAAUGUACUUGAAAGAGCAGUUUGACUAAGUUUUUUUUAAUUACCAUGGAUUUAUUUUUAUCACUUUUAGUUAAAAAGGUAAAUGAGUUGGUGAUAUAAAAUCUUUCUGAAAUGAAACAAAAGUUUAUUCAGUUAUGUCUUGCACAACUCUCAUUCCUGUUGAAAGCAACAACAAAACAGGACCCCCUGUAUGCUUGCAUGUGUUCAUUCUGAAAGGCAGGAAGAAGAUUUAAUAAUAAUAAUAAUAUAUGCGGCAGGGAUAAACUAUUUUUCUUUAUGCUUUGUAGCCAGACUUCAUGUAAAUGAGUUCAAUGUUAUCAGUUUCACGUGAACCAUUUUGGCAAUAUCUUUAAUUUAGGGGUGGGGGGGUGGAAGGGGAGAAGAAAAAGGACACCGUGAUUGACACCAUGAUUGACAGUCUGAUGAUAGCUAUGUAUUGCUUUGCAAAGAAAACUUAAUUAGGAGGAAGUUUUACAAUUAAAAAUGAAUGCAUCAGUGUCUUGUUUUCCAGGGAGAGCAAUGCCAGCAGUCAUACACCGUACCUAAUAGAGGAAAAGCAAACCAACCUGAAGAGGGAUUUUCAAAUGCUUGUAGCAUUUGUUUCAACUAUGAGGGGGAAAAACAAGAUUUGCCAGCUUCCAGAUUUGUAUCGGUUUUGACUUUAAACAAAAAUAAAACCUCUGGUAGUGUCCUUGGCUUUAAAAAUCACCCUGUGCUGAAAUGACAACACUCUAAUUCGGAGCAGAUACAUUAACCUAACCUGGUUAAAGUCUGUUUACAAUUUCAUUCUCGUUCACGUAGUACGUACAGUAAGUGAGCUCUGUCAUCUCUGUCAACUGAUCACAACUUUUUCUGGUUUUCAGUUGUUUUUGCUGGUUUAGGUUUGUAAACAACAUAGCUUCGUUUGAGGCAAGAGUUUUAACGUUCAUUUUGUGUCAUAUUAUGCUUGGGGCACAAACUUCUAGGACCAUAAUUCCUUCUGAAGAGAGAGCAUUCCUGUCAGCGUGGUUCACUUCAUACGUACUACAAGCAGUGCUUGGAUGCUUCUCAGUCCUGUGCAGCAUUCUCACUCAGCCAACACACAUAAGAAAUCUGUUUGUUAAGCACUGUAUUUACGUUGUAAAUUUGGCAUUAAGUUUGUGUGUUUUGGCAUUAUUAACAUAAUGCUGAAAUAGUGUUUGUCUAAGACUUUAUCAUUGUGACUGAGCAUGAAACGGAGUACAGCAUACUAUACUAAAUUAUUUGUUUCUCUGUAAACUUGCAUUUUACAGUAAAACUAACUCAGCCACCUUUGAGCAUUGGUACUGUAAAGCCACAGCAACUAUGAACAGCAUGAUCCUAACUGCAGUAUUUAAUUUAACCAAAUAACUUGUGGUAAAUCCGUUGCAUCUGUAGCUUACUCUGUUAAGAUCAAGCAGUAAAGUUGGUUAUGCAAUGGGUGUCCUCUCUAUGUUGCACUGGUUCUAUAGCCAAACUUACUACAUUAAAAUAUUUUUUAGAUGAA